Messenger RNA from Thermothielavioides terrestris NRRL 8126, 903 nucleotides. RefSeq lists its product as uncharacterized. The coding region runs from base 1 to 903 and encodes 300 amino acids. The transcript has 3 exons. The record is from RefSeq and is a predicted model, not a curated record. Lineage: Eukaryota; Fungi; Ascomycota; Sordariomycetes; Sordariales; Chaetomiaceae.
AUGGAAACCUACACAUGGCCCGAUCCGACGGACGCCCUGAAGGACCAAGACUACCAGCCAGUGGGGAACGACGCCGGCGCCAGCACCCUCGCGCCCGGCCAUACCGACGUCGCUGAGUGGCUGCCCAUAGCAUACCACGACAAGACCACGGCCUACAUCGAGGCGGAAACAGGCGACGGGGCUUCAAGGUGUCAGACUGGGGCCAUGACCUUUUUCAAGAACAAUGCGCAGAGCCCGCUGGCCUUUGUGUCCACUGAAACCGCGCGGGCCGAUCUCUGCAUUCUCAGCUCGGACGGCAGAGCCACAGGACAGAAGCUAGCAUCUUCUCAAGACUCUUUCGUCGAGACCUACAGCCACCUUCUUCAGCCCAUGAUCAACACCAUCCUAAAGGGCGACCAGCUGUCCAGGGUCAUUGCCUCGAUCAGACAAUACCCGACAACAUCUUCAUCGACAUCGACGGCAGCGCCAGCAGCAGCGGUAGUAUUGGUGGUCAGCGCCGCCGCCCGCGAUCUAUCGCCAGCACCACAGCAGAUCCGAACGGACGAUGGACCGCCCCAGCCAACCGCCAAGUCCUCAUGCACUUCAAGCCCGACGAGCUCAGAGAGCAGUCAUCCCAGCAGCGGUAGCGGCAAAGCUGGCCCCGCCACCGGCAGGCGCCCACGUCCGCCGUCCUUCGAAUGGUGGACCUUCUUUGCGGCCGUCCACAUCAGCCCGAGUCCCAACACUUCUACCGUGGAGGCCGUCGACGACAGCAUCUCCGUCACACACACCAACGGCGGCAACGGCUUCGCCUCCGCGAGUCGGACCCUGCUCCAUCAGACCCGUCUGUCUUGCGGCUCAGUCUACACUGGACGGGCCAACAAGUUUCAAUCCAAGCCGCAGCCGUUGAGUCAGCACGCCUAA